AUGAUUGUGCCUCCCAGGUAUGUCGAUCUUGGCAAACCCGCCCGAGAUGUCUUCACCAAGGGCUAUGGGUUUGGUUUAAUAAAAUUUACCAAUUUUGUUUUCGAUUUGAAAACAAAAUCUGAGAAUGGACUGGAAUUUACAAGCUCAGGUUCCGCCAACACAGAGACCACGAAGGUGACAGGCAGCCUGGACACCAAGUACCGGUGGACCGAGUAUGGGCUCACAUUCACUGAGAAAUGGAACACGGACAACACGCUAGGCACCGAGAUCACCGUAGAAGACCAGCGCACACGUGGCCUGAAGCGGACCUUUGAGUCAUCCUUCUCUCCAAACACUGGGAAGAAAAAUGCUAAAAUCAAGACAGGGUACAAACGGGAGCACAUCAACCUGGGCUGCGACGUGGAUUUCGACAUCGCUGGGCCUUCCAUCCGGGGCGCCCUCGUGCCGGCCCAGGAGGGCUGGCUGGGGGGCUACCACAUGUACUUUGAGACUGCCAAGUCACGCGUGACCCAGAGCAACUUUGCGGUCGGCCACAAGACUGAUGAGUUCCAGCUUCACACGAACGUCAAUGACGGGACAGAGUUUGGUGGCCCCAUAUACCAAUCGGCUAACGUGAACAAUUCCAGCCUGAUAGGAUUAGGACACACUCAGACCCUAAAGCCAGGUAUCAAACUGACACUGUCAGCUCUGCUGGACGGCAAGAAUGUCAAUGCGGGUGGCCACAAGCUUGGUCUAGGACUCGAAUUUCAAGCCUAA
This is a messenger RNA of Sorex araneus (European shrew), 756 nucleotides long. RefSeq names its product voltage-dependent anion-selective channel protein 1-like. Gene Ontology annotation, cellular component: mitochondrial outer membrane. Gene Ontology annotation, molecular function: voltage-gated monoatomic anion channel activity. Bases 1 to 756 code for a protein of 251 amino acids. Gene Ontology annotation, biological process: monoatomic anion transmembrane transport. NCBI's taxonomy places the organism in Eukaryota, Metazoa, Chordata, Mammalia, Eulipotyphla, Soricidae. The transcript is spliced from 2 exons. The record is from RefSeq and is a predicted model, not a curated record.